Molecule: messenger RNA, 5871 nt
Organism: Coffea arabica (coffee)
Lineage: Eukaryota; Viridiplantae; Streptophyta; Magnoliopsida; Gentianales; Rubiaceae
Source: RefSeq, a predicted model, not a curated record
AUGGUGUCAUCUUGCUCUUUUCCUUGGCCUUCACCACCUCAUCUUCUCCAUUCUUCUCAUAAUUUAUUGACCAGACCUGUUAUUUUUUAUAUGGGGUUUUCAGCUUCUUUGGUACAGGAGAGCCAGUGACAGUGAAAUGAGUAUGAGGAGUCUCACUUUUUGUCUCCUUCUCUAGUCUCCCUUUCUAAAUUCUUUAUCUUUUUACUGUCUACAUUCCCCAAUUUUGUCUCUUGAUUUAGAGGGACCCUCCUCAUCCUUUUAUUUUAUACUUAGUACUAGGACUUCCUUUUUUUUCCUCUCCACUGUGGAUUCAUGGGUUUUUCUGUGCAGCAGAAUGCAUCUGAACUGCUCCCAGCCCAGAUCAAAUCUGGCCUUCUCUGGUAGAUUUGAACUGUUUUCUCAAAUGGGUUCUCGCUAUUUUCUCUGAUUAACUAAGAAGUCAUCCAAGAACUGCUUUGGAUAAACAAGGGGGAGGAGAAGGGGACAUUAUUAAGCAGAUAAGAAGUGAAGUUUCUUGUUUUGGGUGUAUAAGCUAUGAAGGAUUUUCCUUCUUGUUUUGGGGAAAAUGGGGUUCAAGUUGCAGAUUUUUCAUCGUCAUCUUCAUCAACUGCUAAUAAAGCUGCUCAGAAUUUAGUAACUUCUGUUUAUCAAUGUCGAUUGCGCGGUAAAUCUUGCUCAAUAACUGUUACUUGGAGUAAAAAUUUGAUGGGUCAAGGCCUUAGUGUUGGGAUUGAUGAUAACACGAAUCAGAGUCUUUGUAAGGUUGAUAUCAAACCGUGGUUGUUCUCUAAGAAGAAAGGGUCGAAGAGCUUAGAAGCAAGUUCUAGUAAACUUGAUGUGUAUUGGGACCUUUCUUCAGCUAAAUUUGGAUCCGGGCCUGAGCCGUUGGAGGGCUUCUAUUUGGGGAUUGUUUGUGAGAGACAAAUUAUUUUACUGCUAGGAGACAUGAGAAAAGAAGCUUUGAAGAAAACAGGUGCCACCCCUGCUUCAUCUGGUUCUGUUCUGAUUGCAAAGAGAGAGCACAUUUUUGGUAGAAAAAUGUUUGGGACUAAGGCUCAGUUUUGUGACAAUGGCCCUGUACAUGAUCUCAUGAUUGAAUGUGAUACGACUGGCAUCAGCGAUCCAUGCCUUGUUAUCCGGGUGGAUACUAAGCCAUUAUUGCAGGUGAAGCGACUGACUUGGAAAUUUCGAGGGAAUCAUACCAUUUUGGUUGAUGGGAUUGGAAUUGAAGUAUUUUGGGAUGUUCAUAACUGGCUCUUUGCUACGUCACUUGGAAAUGCAGUUUUCAUGUUCAAGACUUGUGCGCCACCUGAGAAGUUAUGGGCUAGCCAACCUCUCUGUGAUCCACAGACAUUACAUUGGUCAUGGUCACAGAGAUUCCGAGAUACUCAGUCACAUAAUCUUGGUUUCUCUUUGAUAUUGUAUGCUUGGAAGAAUGAAUAGAAGAUUUUGCAUUCUUGGUUUGGUUGAGUGCUAACAAGACCCUCGCUGAGCUGUGAUUUUAUUGACUAUGAGCUUAUAUUAUACUUGAUUAUAUUUCUCCAUUUGUUUAAUAGCUUAUUUAGUACAUUAAGAAGUUCAAGAAAAAAAUGAGAAAAGAGAUAGACAACGUUCUUGUCAUUCCUUGUAAAUUCUUAAAAUUGAAAUGUCUGUCAUUUGAUCUUUAUUUCUUUGGGAAAUUUCAGUGCAAAAGUUAGCUCCCAGGAUGCUUGUACAAAAACUUUUUUUGUUUGGAGCAUGGUGUUGUCUCUUUUUAUUGCGCCAUGUAUUGAUGAGCUAUGUCUCUCUGGCUCUUUGCAGUUUCAACUUACCUGUAAUCAUAUUAGAUAUAGGUGUUAGCCAUUUGUGAAUUAUAGUGGAUCUUUUUUCUUUAUGAUAACCAAAAGAGACGUUUGCUUGAAUUCUUUACCUGUAAUGAUACAGGAAGGUUGAGUUUGAAGCUUGAAAAGCUAGUUGGGUCAAGAUUUGAUGUAUUUGCAUUGUCCAUGUAAAACUUGGUCCAGCAAAUUAUUGCUUCAUUUUCUCUGAGGGACAUACUGCACUACGUAUAUUGGAGGAGCGAAAAGAUGUUUUCUAGAGUUGGUAUGAAUUCAACCCUCUUACUUCCACAUAUUUUAACAAUUUAGGGCAAAUGUAGCCUUAAAUCCUCAGUGUCAAUGUUGCUUGGAGAUUUCAAGGCUUGGCAGCACAUAGACCUUUUUGAAAGUCUACUAUUUUGGGAUUUACUGCUAUUGCGACAUGGCCAGUCUUAAAUCCUCAGUGUCUGAUUUCCUUAUGCAUGAAUAAAGCUUACUUAUAUUUUUCUAUGUGGGGUAACACUAUUUAAAAGCUAAGAGUGUAUGCUUUUGGAGAGGAAAAGCAAAGCUGACCUAUGUUUAUACAAGCUUAUUGUUUGCAGUUCACAUGAUCUUAUUACGAGUGCCUUUUUACUGCUUGCUUUUUCUAUUUCUCUGGGAAGCAUAAGAGAAUCUGUAGGCAGAUCAAAGCUUGGCCAGAAAUUGAUGCAGAUGCUGCUAUAGCAGUUUUUACCUUUAUAUUUUAUUCUCUUCCUUUGCACCAAUGCUAAUUUUAUUUAAAAAGAAAAAGCACUGAGGUGUUUACCUGUAGUGUAAUUAUGGCAUAUAUUUCUCAAAAUGCAUAUUUUUUCCUCAUUUGUCAGUACUGUAGAUAUUUUUUAAAUCACUAGGUACUUUUAUGCAAUCACACCUGUGGGAGGAAGAUGGAAGGAUAGGUUCUUUCUGAGCUUAUUUAGCUUUGGCUUUGCAGGGCUUGGAAAUGGAUUCAGUAUUAUGUACUCUAUGGAAUUAUUUGGUUUUAGGAAGCCGAAUGAGAAUUAGAGACGUUAUCGUGUCAAAUCAAGUAACAUUCUUUCAGGAUCUGUAGAAGAGAAUGUCUGCCUUGGGCCAAUUAAGUAACACAUUUUAAGGAUCUGUACAAGAGAAUGCCUGCCUUUGGGCAAUUAUAUGGUUCAGUACCCUUUGUCUGUCUUGGGGCAUCAUAUUGCUCUAUGUAAUUGACACAUUUAGACUUACAGUAUCAUUCAACUUUUGACUAUUUCUUCAGAGGUUUUGGCCUUUUCAUUUAUCUGGAAACUAAAUUUGGAGUUUGUGAAAAGUGUCCUGCAAGGUGAAUAAUCAGAAACUGAAUGAAUUAUCUAAUUUCAGUUCCGUGCUGUUACGUGAAGAAAACGCACUUCUUGAUGUGAAUUUCAUGUAUUAACUUGUUACCUUCAAGGCAGGGCUUUUAUAUGUUUUAAAGAAAUUGCCUCUGAUCAUUUCAAGAGUUACAUCCAUAACAAAGGGAUUGUUAUAAUUAACUGAGUUUGCAUGUUAUCAUGGAUUAUUUGGUUGAUUCCUAUGUAUAUGAUUUGUUAUUAGCUCCUUUUCUUCUAUUCAGAAUUGCAUCCACGCAUACCCUGAGAGCUAGUUAGGUAAGAAGCCUCCAUGCCUGAAUACAUAAAGCAGUCUGGCUUGAGGUUAAACAGGAGAAACUGCUUAAGGCUUGAACUGUUAUUCAGUUUGCUUCGUGGAAAUUUAGUUCUGAAGAAUCUUAAUCCAUGAAAAAUAGAACUUAUUAGUCUUCUUUCUCAAGGUAUGUGUCCCUAGAUUCAUUUGGAUUUACAAAGCUUUCUUCCUAAAUGGUCAAGGAGAGGAACUACUAAAGGUUUCAGAUGUUCUGUUUGUUACACUCAGUUUAGAUCAUUGAGAAUUUUCAAAGCUGAAAAUGAUAUUCAGUUUAUUUCUCAAAAAAUUAGACCUUGUAUGUGCUAUAAUUGUCCCUGUGAAAGUUACAUUUUGUGGCUGUUUAUAUGUUGCAUACUGUAUCCUUAAUUAAAUCGUGUAUUUGGUAGAAGGGUAGACUCUGAGAGAUUAAUUUUAGGAGACUGCAGUGUAUAUUUGAUGUGACAGUCUCUUUUAUUAGAGUCAAAUGGAGUCAUACUUUGUCCUCCAUAUCUGGAUAUUCUUUUGCGUGAAGGUUUACGUGUGGAUUAGUAGGAAGAAGGCAUUCGUGGAAAGAAUUGGCAAACUUUAUUAAUCUAUGAUCUGAUAAGUUUCAGUAUAUGAGUACGUAAAUAAGAUAAGAUCUUUUUGAAACGCUUUAUGAAAAAGGUAAUCACUGCAUAUCGUACUUUCCUUUAAUGACAAAAAAGUGUUUUCUGCCCGGUUCUUUUGUUAUAAGGUAUAUCUAAUAGUUGCUGUUAACAUUCCAUUUCAUUACUUUGAUUCGUUUAUUACAUUUUGUGCCUUUGCAAAAAAGUUGAUUAGACUCGUAUAUUGACUAGACUUCAACAGAUCAAAGGUGAUUGUAAAGUUCUGCAAUUGUUUAAAUCUAACAAAAGGGUAUGAUGAUCAUGGAGCUUGGUAUAGCUUUUCUAAUAGGUGAGACAACGCUCGCCAGUUAACAAUCAACACCUUAUUGGUCUUGCUCACAUGCCACUUCUGGACUCUUAGAUUUAGUAAAAGGAGGUACUUAGCUUUUGACAGGAGGAGUGUUUGGAAAGCAGUAUUAUAUUUUUACAAUUGGAGUUUAUCUCUAUUGAUGUCAAAGUAUUGAUAUGUUAAUGUUCAUUGGUAUUUCAUACAUAUAGUCAUAUUCAUACGUACAGUGCAGUCCUGAGGAAGUUCGAUGCUCCAUUGAUGGCUGUUGAGUCAAUCGAGAACCACAACCAAGGUGAAAAACUUGGUAUUUAUAUUCAAAAUUUCCUUCAUUCAUGCACUCUGCCUGUCAAUUCACAUCUUCUCCCCAACCUUAGAUAUACAGACGCGUCUAGAAAGGUAAGAAGGCUGUCAGGGUUUGCAUAAUGUCCCAUCAUAUCUUUUAAAAGUGCUGUGGUCGAUUUUGAUUUCAGUGUCGAAGCCUUGUCUUAUUCAUCUAGGGAUAUGUUUUAUCCAAUAAAUGGACAGAAUGGUGCUGUUCUAGAUUACUGCUAAUCUCACUUGCCUCAACUGGUAAAUCAUGAACUUUGCAAUAAUGCAGAUUUUGUAAGCUCAUUUGCUUCCUUCUAAUACUAUAGUAGCCGUCAUCUUUAAGCACGUACUUUUGUCCAUUGAUCAUUGUGCUUUCUAGGGUUAUUCAAUUGUUGUCCCUGUGUUGCUGCAGCAGAGAGCUUGAAGAUUGUCUUGUCAUUGCACUAGGAUGCUUCAUGCUGGUAUAAAGCUUUCAUCCUUCAUUUUGCAUUUUCUGAGUAAUGUUUGUGACAUUGCCUCAUCUUUCAACCAUCCUGAGAAUUUGAGCGUGCAAUUAUCAUUGACCCGAUACGACUGUAUAGCUGGAUAUGGGGUUGUUAUCUUGCAUACCAUUAACAUGCUAGCAUUAACUAUUGCAACAGAAGUUAGUCUUGAAAAUUCCCCGGCAUUAGCAAGGAGAUAAAUUGCCUGGUGAACGUGCCAAGUCGGCAAGUUCCAGCAGAAUUUUGCCGGGUCAAGGGCUUUUGCGGUUGCAGGUGGAGAGAGUAAUUUGCAAACCCUGAUCAGGCCACGGUUGAUGUUGUCUAGAUCUAGAGCAGAAUGCAAAUUUCAGGAUUUCUUGUUUUUUCAGCAAAAGCCAGGCCAAAUCAACUGCACCCCAUUAGUUUUACGUAGAUUGGCAAUAACAGACUGAUUGUAGAGUGUCUGUAUGCAAGCAGCAUAUUCAGAUUACAGGACAAAAUCAUCAAGAAAUCAUGGCACAUAGCUAACUUUGAUACUCCAAAAACUUCUUGUGGAUUCAUGUAAUGUUGCAAGGUCUAGUCACAGCACAUAGCUAAGUUUUGUUCUGUGUCUGCCAGUCUUCUAUUCUUUAUCUGUUCAUGUUGCACUUGUUGACCAACAGAAACAGAAAUGAGGAAGGGUAUUUGUAUAUCAUAUUAUACAAAGCUUUGCUUUUCUUCUC